Molecule: messenger RNA, 5135 nt
Organism: Acanthoscelides obtectus
Lineage: Eukaryota; Metazoa; Arthropoda; Insecta; Coleoptera; Chrysomelidae
Source: the annotation of a GenBank genome assembly
CACAUUCAGUAAUCGGAAUUUAUCUGCUGUCGCUGUUCGCUGUGCAUCUGUGCCUUUUGUUCUCUGCUUACCUUACUUGCGCUCCGUGGGCUCCGUGCUAUACGCCAUUUUGUUUUUAAGUGGCAUCAGCAACGUGAAAGCCGACUUCAAUUUUCCUUAUUUAACACGUAUUUUCAUCGCAGUUACAGUCAAAUCUUAACGCAAAAUGGUGGACAAGAUCGAAAUGAGCCUGGACGACAUAAUCAAGACAAAUAAAGGGGGUAGAGGCCGCGGUGGAGGCGGCAAUCGACGAGGAGGUGGCGGCAACCGACGCGGUGGUUCAGGCGGCAACCGCAGAACCGGUGGGGGCAACUUUAGGCCUUCCGGACGGUCCCCGGCUACAGGAGGCGUCCAAAGGGGCCGAAACAGAGGCGGCAUCUCCAGAAACUAUACCAGGGGAGACGUAAACAGUGCCUGGAAACAUGAUCUUUUCGAAGGUUAUGGCCAACGCAAAGUGGCUGCAGCAAGAGCCUCAGUAACAGCCUCUAUGGGACCCACCAAACUGCUGGUAUCCAACCUGGACUUUGGAGUAUCGGACUCUGACAUUCAAGAAUUAUUUGCUGAAUUUGGACCCCUGAAGAGUGCUGCAGUACACUAUGACAGAUCUGCAAGGUCAUUAGGAACAGCAGACGUAAUUUUCGAGAGGAGGAGUGAUGCUAUCAAGGCAAUGAAGCAGUAUAAUGGAGUGCCUUUGGAUGGAAGAGCGAUGAAUAUUCAGUUGACUACAUCAGAGAUCCCCAGCCCUAGGAGGCGGGUGCCUUCAGAGAGGUCAAGAUUCCCACCCAGGAGCCCCAGAGGAGGUGGCACAAGUAGAAGCAGACCUGUUAGAGGUCGUGGAGGAGGUAGAGGUGGUCAAAGGUCAGGACCCAGGAAAGUGCCCACAGCAGAAGAACUGGAUGCAGAGCUGGACGCCUACACCAAGGAGAUGAAGUAGAAACUUCCACGGACACCAGCGGCAGUGCGCAAGUGGUUUAAAUCAAACUGAAAGACUUUAUACACUAUGGAAAUAUUUGCAUUGACACUUCGGGGAAGAUUCUCAUCCAGCUAAAGUGCGUUAAAGGAUAAUUGACAAAUCCUGGAAUAACUCCAUUGCUCAAUUUUCAAAAGAACUGUUCAUUUUGUAGCAUCCCAAUAAUAUACACCUCAUAAUUGUUUUUUGGUAUGAUGAUUACUUAAUUCUUUGAAAAUUGUUUCACACUUGAGAUAAUGGGACAUUUUAUGUUGGGGGUUGUCAAUUGUGUCUGUCAAAAUGUCAUCUCAAUUUAUGCUUGAAUGGAGUUUAUGACAUUCUAUCUAUCUAUUCUUGUUUCGGAUCUAUUACAAGUUAGAAGCCGUGUUUAAUAAAUUAAUUACGACAAUUUUCUUAUUGUAGUGAACCAACUUACUUGUUUGCUCUACCAAACCUGUGGUUUCACUCACACAUUCAUUAAAAAAAUAAUUUUAUAUCGUUUUGAAUACAUAAAUAUCGCUUGAUAUCAUGCUUCUAUGGUUCCAGUCCACCCCUGUAUAACUCAAUAUUAUAAGAUUAAAUUUCAUUUGUUAUUUUGCACCACUUAACUUUUGGCAAAUUUAUGUAAAGGCCCACAAUCACGAUCGUUCCAAAUGGCUUGAAUUCACGUCACUUCAUUUUGCACUAGCUCCACGAUUAUUUUAGACUGGUUGAAUAUUAUGCCUAACGAUUCGGGUCUCUACGUUUGUGAAUAUUUUUUUGUGUGGUUUGGUCAAAUUAAUCUUGAUAUAGGAAUCGGGAGCUGAUAUUUCAAAUUGGUGGGAAUUUUCCUCAAGUAUCAUCGGAAAUGUUGCUGUGGUACUUACACAGUUGAUGAUUGUUACUUUUCUAUACUGAUAGAGUUGAGUUGAGAUAUAAUAUCGAGUCAUGAGACACUUAGGGUCACAUUUAUGGAUGUUCCUUGGAGAUUGAGUGUUGUUCGAGGAAUGAUCUCUCCUUCGCUUUUAACCCUGUAAGGUUCACUCCUAUUAUUUUUUAAGUUAAAAUUCGUAAAUUUUCACUGGCUAUAAAAAAUCACUGUAGGAACAAGUUUAGAUCCAUAAAUUGAAGUCAUUGUUAUUAGAAAGUGUACUUUGCAAUUGUUGCCAAAUGUCAACAUUGACCGUUACGGUCUAUAAGCGGAUUAAAAAUAUAAUUGUAACAAAACACAUUAAAAAUUGCAAUAAUAUUUUAUUACAAAAAAAAUCAAAGUAUUUCCAUCAAAAACGAAAAACAAUAUAUUCCGUAUAAAAAAUAUACAAGGUGAGACAAAUGUGAAAAUUAUAACAUAAAGGAAUCUAUCUCACAGAUGAAAAUGAACAAAACAAUUAUUUUUAUCAUUUAGGCAUAGCCGACACAUACAUUUUCGGCACAUUAUUCGAGAAAAUCCCGUAGUGCACAUUCGGCAUCUUCCCUUUGUCGUAUGAACUGGCCAAUGACCAACAGUAUCCUUUCUGGUAACAUCUGAAGGUCUUGGAACGACUGGGUGUAUUAUUAUUGAAUUGGACUUAGGUGAUGAUACCGGCCUUCCAGGUUUCGGUUUCCCAGUGGUGGACAAGCCCUUUGCAAUAUCACAUCUAAAUUCUUUUAGGGGCAUACACUUCUUUUCAUUUUUAUUGUUCUCUUUGUAUAGUAACCAUGCGUUGACUAUACACAUGUCGAUGAUAUAGGCGAAAAUCGGGAAGUACCACCGCUUAGCACGACCAGGAGUUCUGUAAAGCCCGACCAGCGAAUUUGACUUAUCAACACCUCCCAUAUGCCUGUUGUACUCCAUAAUAAUGGAUGGACAAGGUAUAUUCGUUUUACCUUUUUUUUCUUUGCAAUAUCGACGAAGCGUAUUUUCAGGGGAUACACCAUGAAUUGUACUUCCAAUCAAAACACAUUUAUUGUCAGCCCAUUUGACAAUUAUGCAUUCCCUGUUUGUGGACUUGUAGUCAUACUUUCCUCUGCCUUUUUUUAGCAAUUCCUUAUCAGAUAUCAGCUGGCAGCCAUUUAGUCUAUUGUUCCGAAGAGUUCCUAAGCUAUAAAUGUUGAAUCUGUGCUUUAGAUAUAAAAAUAAGUUCACACUCGAAAAAUAAUUGUCAAAGUACACAAUACUGUGAGCUGGGUUUUGGAUGGUUUUAGUGAGAGCAAUAACUACGCUACUACCAACUCCCAUAGCCAGUUCAUUUUCUGCUAACUGCAUGGCAGUGCCAUCUAAUAAAGAAAAAGUAUUUUUCCCUUGAUAUGGAAUAAAAGAGUAAAUCAAUCCCGAUACUCCAGCUCUCAUGAAGAAUUUGUAACCCCAUUUGUGUGGUUUGUUUUUCAUAUAUUGACGAAGGUUACCUGCCCGUGUACCUUUGUACGGUACCAUUGUCUCAUCAAUGGAGAAACGAUUUUCUAUCUCAAACUUAGAUCAGUUUCUGUUGACUAUGUCCAAGAGCGGUCUAAUUUUAUAAAACCUAUCUUGAGAACUGCCAACUAAAGAAUUAUCAUUGAAGUGUAUAUAUCUGCGUAAUUGUUUGAAUCUCCUUAGUGACAUAACAUUCGCUAUAGAUUCAAUUCUUAGAGUAGCCGACCAAUAAUCUUUGUAACUAGGAAGAGAAAUGACGCCCAUGUAGAUAAGGAUAGCAAUAAAAUUAGUAACUUCUUUGUUAUCUGUAUCUAGACUUUUCCCAGUCAUUUGAGUACAAUACAAAUUUGAUUCCUUCACUAUCAGUUCAAUGCAUUCAUAUGAGAAAAACUCUAAAAAGUACUGUAAUGGAUAAUGAUAAUUAUCAUCUCCAAAGUUUACAUCUGACGUAGGUUUUUCAAAAUUAGGUAAAUCUUCCUCUACCCAAUUAUAUACGACAUCAGCCUUUUGGAUCCUUCGAUUGCUCUUCUUCCUUCUUUUAGAAGCUAUUGGUUUUAUUUCUUCGUCAUCUGACUCAUCCGAGGAGCUACUGUUAUUCUGAAUAACUUCAACUGUAGACCUACUUGAGCAAGGCAACGGAUUUACAUCAUCUGCAUCAUUACUUCCGAGGCGUAACACAUCAUCUUCCAAAUUUUCAUUAUCGGAAUCACUUUUAUCUGAAAUAUCGGAUAUUUCUAGAUUAGCCGGCAAUACAGGUAUAAAGUCUGUCUUCUUUUUGUAAAAACACCUCGCCGAAAUGGUUUUUAGAUUUUCGAAAGGAUCCAUUUUUCAAGCUGCAACGAAACAAAAAUGGAUAAAACAGUAUCUUACAUUGGCUCAACCAUGAAGGUUCAAUGUUGACAUAUGGCUACAAUCGUUUUCAAACUUCAUUUUCUAUACUCUCCUAUGCUACUUUGGAUAAUCUUACCAUGUAUUAUGUGUUUUGGACAUGUACAACCAAUAUUAUAUCAUACUAAUGUAUUUUAUGAAAAUUUACCUACCUAAUUAUCUCUCAAACACGCCAGUGCAACGACGCCGGCGAAACGAACUGAACAGCUGCCGGUUGACAUAUUAAAAAAUUAUUUCUCGAUUUCGCUAAUAGAUGGCGGAUGGUAACUGCGCCUAACUUGAGGCUGUUUCCACAUGUCUACAUCGAGCAAUAGAGUGUACAAGGGAUAGAAAACGUUAGAAGAUACCUAAAAGAUCGUUGUAGACAUAUGGCUACAAGGUGUCUUACAGGGUUAAACAAACAAUAACGCUUCCUCGAGGUACAUUCAAGGUAGGUUGUGACAGUUGUCAUGACAGGUUUUAAAUUUUUUUAAAUCUUCGCCAAUCUUUUAUUUUGAAAAUGUUCAUUCUAAUGAAAUUUGUUUUAUAUUUUGGGGUUGCAGUGGCAACAUAUUUGUCAUUCCAUUGAUGACAACUGUUACAUCCUAUUGUGAAAUGCAAAUGUUAAAUCCUCCCUUGAACGUUCCUCAAGUGAGCAUUAUUGUUUGUUCAAAAUUCAAGAAGAGAUUUUCCCUCAAAGGGCCCUUAAUCCUCAAGGAACUUUUAUACGUGUGACACUAUUUUUUUUAAGUUUAGUUUAUUGAGAUGGAAUGCGAAAUUUUUUUUUAUUAGUCUCCAAGUCUCGACCAAAAACGUAGUAUAAGUGUAUGUAUUUUAUUUAGUUCUCCUUUUGUGUUUGAGUGUGGUAUACGCACUACAAUACGAUUUUUAAUUUAAAUAAAAUGAAUU